This is a messenger RNA of Rhododendron vialii, 1111 nucleotides long. RefSeq names its product annexin-like protein RJ4. Gene Ontology annotation, molecular function: calcium-dependent phospholipid binding; calcium ion binding. Bases 27 to 965 code for a protein of 312 amino acids. Gene Ontology annotation, cellular component: cytoplasm. The transcript is spliced from 6 exons. NCBI's taxonomy places the organism in Eukaryota, Viridiplantae, Streptophyta, Magnoliopsida, Ericales, Ericaceae. The record is from RefSeq and is a predicted model, not a curated record.
AAUUUGACUUGAAAAAGCUCUCAACUAUGGCCACCCUCAUUGCUCCUGCAAACCCCUCUCCAGUUGAAGAUGCAGAGGCUAUCAGAAAGGCUGUUCAUGGAUGGGGGACUGAUGAGAAGAAAAUAAUUUCGAUUAUCGGUCAUAGAAAUGCAGUUCAGAGGAAGCUAAUCAGGCAAACCUAUGAGGAGAUUUAUCAAGAAAAUUUAAUCAAGCGCUUCGAAUCAGAGCUCCAUGGGAACUUUGAGAAAGCAAUGUUCCGAUGGAUUUUGGAUCCGUUAGACCGAGAUGCUGUGUUAGCUAAUGUGGCCUUGAAGCAGUCAAACCCCGAUUACCAUGUGAUCGUUGAACUUUCAUGCAUCUACUCUCCUGAGGAGCUAUUAGCUGUUAAACGAGCCUACCAGGCUCGUUACCAACACUGCCUGGAGGAAGACCUGGCCUCUCACAUCUCUGGUGAUCUCCGCAAGUUUCUGGUUGCCUUAGUGGGAGUAUAUAGGUAUGAUGGUGCCGAGAUAGAUACAAGAUUAUCAAAAACAGAGGCUGAUGUUCUUCACAAUGCUGUUAAGGACAAGAAUCAUGAGGAGAUUACUAGAAUUGUGGGUACAAGGAGCAAGGCUCAGCUCAUCGCAACUUUCAACUUCUACAAAGACAAAUAUGGCGCUUCCAUCACCAAGCAUUUGGUGAAUGACCCUGCUGAUCACUACUUAGCUGCAGUAUGCACAGCCAUCAGAUGCAUCAACGACCCGAAAAAGUACUAUGAAGAGUUACUGCAAAAUGCGCUGCAUAACCACAAGGUAGACGAGGACGUGCUUACUCGGGUGAUUGUUACGAGAGCUGAGAAGGACUUGAAGGACAUCAUGGAGCUUUACUACAGGAGAUACAGUGUAACCCUUGAUCAUGAAGUUGCCAAGGAAACUUCUGGAGAUUACAAGGCCUUCCUUCUUACUUUAAUGGGGAAGCAUGAUUAGUUCUGAGCAUUUCAGUUUCUGAACUAGCAUGGGUGAUUUUUGGUUGUGUUUCUUAUGCUGGAAAACCUUGUCUGUCUUCUUGUACUGAAUUGAAUUGCUAUGUUGUUGUGAUGUCGUUUCUAAUAAUAUUUCAGUUUGUUUCAUUA